Messenger RNA from Didymodactylos carnosus, 423 nucleotides. The record is from the annotation of a GenBank genome assembly. NCBI's taxonomy places the organism in Eukaryota, Metazoa, Rotifera, Eurotatoria, Philodinida, Philodinidae.
AUGUCAAGACUUGUACAACAACAACUAAGCCAAACGCUUGUUGAUGAUCAGCAAAAGCAACAAAUUACAUCGGUUAUAACAAACAAAACAUUACAUCUUCGACUAAAAAAUGCACUAUCAAUACGACAACAUGUUGUUUGGGAUGAAACGACGGUUGUUGAUAAUGAAUUUGAAAAUAAAAAAAAGUCAAAAUGUUGUUGUAUUUAUACGAAAUCAGAGAAAGAGAAUAUAGAAAUAGACAAUGAUAAAGAUAAACAACAGCCAAUAAUUGAUGAAGAAUUUGAUAAUUGUAAACACUGUCGAUUUCACACACAAAAAGAUUAUAGCACGGCUACCAAAAAAGAAGAUGAAAAAGAAGCGGGACCUCAUCAAGUACGAAUUGUGGUCGCUAAGACUAAAACCGGAAUAAGAAAAAACUUCUGA